Messenger RNA from Camellia sinensis, 1468 nucleotides. The record is from RefSeq and is a predicted model, not a curated record. Lineage: Eukaryota; Viridiplantae; Streptophyta; Magnoliopsida; Ericales; Theaceae.
CAAUUCAGGACAGGCCCAUCGUCAAUUCAGACCGAUAAUAAGGCCCCCCCAAAAAGAAGGCAAUCUGUCAAACUCCUCCUCCGCCACCGUGAUAGGCGGCGCAGUUGAUCCCCGCCUGAGUUCGCCACCGUGUCUCCGGCCCAUCCCCUGUGACUCCUUGCUUUUUCCUUUGCGAUUUUUUUAUUUUUAUUUUCUUUGUUUCAGCAUCAAGCCAAAGCGAUCAAGCUCAGGGUUUGAUUGAUAGGCAAAUUAAGCAAAGAUUUUUCUUGCUUUUUGCUGAGGGAUCAUUAUUGUUCAGCUACAAUCGGGUAACUAUUGAUAUGUGUAUCUCUUAUAUGAUCAGAUUUGGACCGAAGAUUUUGUGCAACUUCAUGUUCGAUCAAUUUCCUGGCUGAGAACACUGCUAAACUUUGAUUAUAUUGUGUUGUUUUAAAAAUACAGUUCGUUACAGGUUCAAUGAUUUUAUCGAAUCAUCCGCUCAUGCGUUUUUUUCUUUGAUAAUAUUGCGGUUGUUUAUUAGCUCAUUUUUGUCUUUGUAGAAUUUUUCUUUUUUAAAUUUAAUUUUAUUUAUCAUUUUUCACAUGCUAAUCUUGCUUAACUUUUCUUUCUCAAUUAUCAAGAGGUCUUUGUGUAUAUGACCUGUGCUUAAUUAAUGUGCUGAUUGUAGCCCAAAAGGUGAAGGGAUCAUGGUGGGAUUCAAAAAUAGGUAUAUGGUCAUGGAGGUUUUUCUGGAUCCUAAUAGAGAUCUUGUGGUAGAUGAUCCCAUUAUAAUCACCCAAUUUAAUGUGUCAAAAGCAAUCAAAGAUAGCCUUCUUGAAAAUUUUGGGGAGUGUGGUCUAGCUUCAUCACUUGGAUCAUUACAAGUCAAGUAUGUGAAUCCCAUUACAAAACUUAGUAUCAUCAGAGCCUCAAGGGAGGAGUACCAAAAAGUUUGGUCUGCGAUAACCAUGGUCAGGAGUAUAGGAAAUUGCCCAGUCCUAUUCAACUUAUUGGAUCUUAGUGGAAGUAUCAAGGCCUGUAAAAAUGCAGCUUUGAAAUGUGAGGAAUUGAAAUUUGAACAGUACAAGCUUGUGGCAGGAGCGAGUCUCACAGCUGAAGUAAACCAGCAUAUGCAGAAUUGUCUUGAGAAGAUUAGAACUUUGGAACACUGAACACAUUCAUUGGCGGUGGUGUACGUGUUCAGUUUGCAAGAAGCUGCACCAAACAGACUCAUCAUAUAGGUGGAAUGGAUGGAGUUAACUUGACCUACCGUUGUCGGUUGUGCGCGAGAUAAGGUCGGCCCCCAUCCAUUCUAUUGUGGGGUGCUUUAUAUUUUUAUGGUAUGCUCGGUUUUAUUGUAAGGGGCCUUUCUCGAAAAUAGAUAUUUAUUAUAUUUUUCAACUAGAGUUUUAAUGCAUAUAAGAAUAUUGUAGAGAUUUGAUUCUCCCCCUCAUGAUAUAAGACACAUUGUCUAAUCAGGUAUAUCUUA